ACGAACUCUGACUGUUUAUCUUACAGACCAAUGCUGAAAAAAGAGGCGCCGAGGCAUCCGCUGGGUUAAACAUUGAAACAUUUAAUACUGUGUAGAAAUGGACUGGCUUGGUUUAGUUGCCCCGCUCGUUGCUGAGCAUGCCAUCCUCACCUGAUUUACCUUAUAUAACUACUCCUCUACCCCAAUUGCAUAUUUCUGUGUCUGUGUCUGUGUUUAUGUUUCAAGUGAUACAAAAUGGCUGCAGCUGGUCAUAUCCGUCUUGGAACCGCCUCCCCAGGCACCCAAUCCUCCACCUCCGCUACCAUCGCCCUCAUCGGCACCCUCGCCCAGCGCGCAUCCUCAUCCCACAUCGACAUCCUCCUACUCCCCGAGGCCUUCAUCGGCGGGUAUCCCCGCGGCAGUUCCUUCGGCUGUGAGAUUGGUAAUCGCAGUGCAGAAGGACGCGAUGAAUUCGCUCGUUAUUUCGAUUCAGCCAUUGAUCUCGGCGAUACCGUUGGACCUGGCGGUGGUGGUGCGGGGAUCAAGUGGGUGAAGAGACAGCUUGGUGAGGAGGAUGAAGUCCGUGGUGAUGGCUCGCGGGAGGAACUAGAGCGCAUUGCGAAGGAUACGGAUGUUUUUAUCGUGGUGGGUUGUAUUGAGAAAGCUGGUGGGAGCUUGUAUUGCUCUGUUGUGUAUGUCUGUCCCAAGGGCGGUAUGCUUGGAAAGCGUCGCAAAGUCCUUCCUACUGGCUCUGAACGCCUCAUCUGGGCUCAAGGCUCCCCCAGCACGCUCCAAGCCGUAACAACCACCAUCCGCGGCAUUCGCAUCAACCUCGCCGCCGCAAUCUGCUGGGAGAACUACAUGCCCCUCCUGCGCCAAAGCCUCUACGCUCAAAACAUCAAUCUCUACCUCGCGCCUACAGCCGAUAACCGCGACGCAUGGCUCGGUCUCAUGCGAACAGUCGGUGUUGAAGGACGCUGUUUCGUCGUCAGCAGCAACAUGUGCGUUCCCAAGAGCACCACUUCCUCUGAAACAAACGGUGUGAGACAGCGUCGUGGGUCGUGUAUGACAGAGGAGGGAUUUGAGAUUGCGCUGCCGAAGUCGCCGAGUCGAAGAAGACGUAAGUCUGUUUUUGAUGAAGAUGGGAAUGAGAUUGUUUUGGGGUGUGAUGAUGAUGGUACGAACACUCGACCUCCUCCUGCGAAGAGCGCUGUUUCUUCUGGAAAAGCAGAGUUUCUUUCGCGUGGAGGUUCAUCGAUUGUUUCGCCGUUUGGAGAUGUCAUUGCUGGACCGCAGUGGGAGGAUCCUGAUGGGUUGAUCUUUGCGGAUGUUGAUUUCCGUGAUUGCAUCAGGGGCCGUCUUGAUCUUGAUGCCGCGGGGAGUUAUUCGCGAAACGAUGCGUUCAAGUUUAGUGUUGAGGGGUUGAACUUGGAUCCUCUUCCUUAUUGAGCAACGAUUGUAUGGAAAUAGUGUAUCAGAUUGUAAUGCUAACGCCUGCUUAUGCUAUGCUGUGCCAUGCCUUCUAUGGGUAUUCCUACGCCUCGCUGUCCGAAAUGUCAUUCAGUUACUUGGAUUCAUCACCUGGUGGUGUUCGUUGUCUUUGCUCCUCCAAGACCUUCCGCUCGGAAUCAACCUCCUUUCUCUGCCUUUCAAGCGCUGCUUGGGCGAGUACCUCUCGUCUACUCAUCCCAGCAGUAGAAUUGUUCUUAACUCCUCCCAGCACAAAUUCACCACCAGUCCAACCACCAAAGUCCUCAGGAUAAUCCUCCUCUUCCUCAUCACGUCCAGAAACAGUAUAUCGCGAUGUUUCGCCAAUCGUAUGUCCGCCUGAUUUCCAAUCCGCAGCGUCAACUUCUCUCUCGAUCUGAUGACACAAGUCCCAGAAGUUCCUGUCAUGCGGACCAUGAACAUUAUGCGCCAGUUCGUGGCACAAUGUCUUGCGAAUGGUUUUGUAAUCGCGAUAUCCAUCGUGCGCAUCUGUUCGUAAUCGUAGUUCGAUGACCUCGCCUUGAUUGCGAUUCAAUCCCAGAAUGCGACUUGUUCCCUCGUGUGUUGUCUGCGUAUGCGAAAGAGGUUCCAUCUCUGUAAGGAGACCAACAGCGAAUUUGUGUUUCGUCAUGGCAGCGCGAAUACCAGGGUCUUCCUUCAGUCGCAGAAGAAGUUUCUGGCUGCGGUCUGGGUUCGGCAGGCCUUGGAGUGGUCGGACUUGAAGAAAUGUAUAUUGCGAGUCUUGUGGAUUUCGGCGCGUCGUCGUCGCAUGACGUGCUUUACUCCUCUGCGCCAUCCUCGCAGCAUUGCGCUUCGCAACGCGCUCGGCCAUAUCCUGCACCUGCUGAAUCUCCGCAGCGCCAGAGCCCAUGAGCGUCAAAUGCUUGCCCUUGAGGUCGAGGAGGGGCAUAUCGGGGUUCUUGAAGGGCGCUUUGAGGAGGGGAGUCUUUGGGGCGAUGAUCUUUUGGUUUGCGACGGGAAUAUCGAGACUCGCUUCAAUCUCGUUGAAAAGGUCUGUAAUCGUCGCAUCUUCGGGGAAUGAGAGUUCGUAAGUAACUUUUCGGUGUGUGAUUGAUAGUGUGAGCCAGGACUGCUCGCUGUCGGACAUGGGAGAGUCUGCCAUGUUUGUACAGCAGCGAAGUGGCGAUGGAUUCGUUGGAGACGUUAUUGUCACGGUUGUUGAAAGAAGUAUCUAAGUGUGGGUUUUGAGUUUGGGUUUGCGAUUGUAUGUAAAAUGACGUGAUGGUAAACGAUAAGAUGAUAUGGGGAGAUAUUUGUUUUAUAGGUGUAGAGUUGGUAAGCAAGAGGGCGAUUCUUUUUGUCGCGUAGAUUGAGUGAUGCUAUCGUGUUCGGGGACUUUCGGCGUCUGCUUUGUAAUACGUCACUUGCACUGCCUGGACGCCACCUCUAAGCAGACCGAAGGCACUGAAGAAUUUACAGUGAUGAUUAUGAGAUCGGAAAUAGUGAGUAUGGAAUUCUUGGCGAGUACCGAUAAGUCCGGCUUUAAAAUAAUUAGAAUUGAGUUUAUUAAAGCAUUGGAAAGAGAUUAAGUGUGGCGAUGGUUCUGAUUGCCCAUGAUUGUGGGAUGCCUCAAUUGGUAAUGAGCGGAAGUGUCUCUGAGGUUCUACAGCACAAUAACAACCACUGUAGUCAUUCCAAUGCCAAUGGGUAAUAAGACCAAU
Messenger RNA from Fusarium odoratissimum NRRL 54006, 3149 nucleotides. Its product is annotated as nitrilase. The coding region runs from base 235 to 1428 and encodes 397 amino acids. Lineage: Eukaryota; Fungi; Ascomycota; Sordariomycetes; Hypocreales; Nectriaceae. Gene Ontology annotation, molecular function: catalytic activity. The record is from RefSeq and is a predicted model, not a curated record. The transcript is spliced from 2 exons.